Molecule: messenger RNA, 1440 nt
Organism: Magallana angulata
Lineage: Eukaryota; Metazoa; Mollusca; Bivalvia; Ostreida; Ostreidae
Product: DNA-directed RNA polymerase II subunit RPB1-like
Exons: 1
Coding region: 1-1440 (479 amino acids)
Source: RefSeq, a predicted model, not a curated record
AUGUACCAGUUACCGAUACGAGGCAAUAUCUUUAUGAAACCCAUUCCCCCUUCCCACUCUCGCCCCCCCCCUCUCUCUCUCGCCCCUCUCUUUUCCAACUCGCUCCCCAUUCUCCUCUCACUCACCACUCCCUCCUCUCUAACUCCCCUCUCACUCACCACUCGCUCCCCACUCACUCUCCUCUCUCUCCCAUUCAAUCACCACUCACUCCCCUCUCUCUCCCCACCCGCUCCCCUCUCUCUCAUCCAUUCCCCCAACUCUCUUCCCACUCACUCCGCACUUGCUCACCACUCUGUUCCCUCUCACUCCCCUCUCUCUCCCAACUUACUUUCAACUCACUCCCCUCUCAUUCCCUCCCCACGCACUCACCUCUCACUCCCCUCCCCUCUCACUCACCACCCUCUCACUCUCUCCCCACUCACUCCCUACUUACCACUCUUUCUCCACUCACUCACCUCUCACUCACCUUCCUCUCUCUCCCCUCUCACUCACCACUCACUCCCCUCCCUCUCACUCACCCCCACUCAUUCACCACUCACUCACCACCCUCUCCCCUCUCACUCACCACUUACUCCCCUCUCUCUCCCCUCUCACUCACCACUCACUCCCCUCUCACUCACUCACCAUUCACUCCCCUCUCACUCACCACUUACUCCCCUCUCUCUCCCCUCUCACUCACCAUCCUCUCCCCUCUCACUCACCACUCACUCCCCUCUCUCUCACUCACUCACUCCCCUCCCUCUCUCACUCCCCAUUAACUCACCUUCCUCUCUCUCCCCUCUCACUCACCACUCACUCCCCUCCCUCUCACUCACCCCCACUCACUCCCCUCUCACUCACUACUCACUCCCCUCUCACUCACUCCCCUCCCUCUCCCCACUCACUCACCACCCUCUCCCUUCUCACUCACCACUCACUCCCCUCUCUCUCUCACUCACCACUCACUCACCUCUCUCUCUCUCUCACUCACCACUCACCACCCUCUCCCGUCUCACUCACCACUCACCACCCUCUCCCGUCUCACUCACCACUCACCACCCUCUCCCGUCUCACUCACCACUCACCACCCUCUCCCGUCUCACUCACCACUCACUCCCCUCUCUCUCACUCACCACUCACCACCCUCUCCCGUCUCACUCACCACUCACUCCCCUCUCUCUCACUCACCACUCACCACCCUCUCCCGUCUCACUCACCACUCACUCCCCUCCCUCUCACUCACUCCCCUCUCUCUCACUCACUCACCUCUCUCUCACUCACUUCUCACUCCCCUUUCACUCACCACCCUCUCCCGUCUCACUCACCACUCACUCCCCUCUCUCUCUCACUCACCACUCACUCACCUCUCUCUCACUCACCACUCACUUACCUCUCACUCCCCUCUCACUUACUACUCACUCCCCUCUUACUCACCACUCACUGUUGGUGAGUGAGAGGUGA